Molecule: messenger RNA, 1286 nt
Organism: Cylas formicarius (sweet potato weevil)
Lineage: Eukaryota; Metazoa; Arthropoda; Insecta; Coleoptera; Brentidae
Gene: Secp43
Product: tRNA selenocysteine 1-associated protein 1
Exons: 2
Coding region: 193-1083 (296 amino acids)
Molecular function (GO): RNA binding
Source: RefSeq, a predicted model, not a curated record
GCCACCUCCACCCCGCCAGGUUAUGGCCAUUGUUGACGUUAACCUAAUGGAUAUUGGGAGUUUGUUUUUAUUCCAAAUAUUAGGAAAUUUUCGAUAAACUUUGUUGUCGCGUAUGUGGAGAAAUACUUUUUCACAUUUUCGGUUAGAUAUAUCUCAGGUUAGGGUUUGAUCGGACUAUCACUAUCAACAAAAAUGACGAACAUGGUACAUUGCCAGCUGUGGAUGGGGAGCCUGGAACCCUACAUGACGGAGAGUUUUAUCAUAAACUCGUUCCGCAAAAUGGGCGAAAAUCCGUUAAACGUCAAAGUGAUGCGCAACAAAUUCACGGGCGAACCUGCCGGUUAUUGUUUCGUUCACUUCGCCAACGACGAAGAAGCUAUAGACGCUAUGCACAAGUUAAAUUCGAAACCGAUACCUGGUACCAAUCCCGUGGUACGGUUCCGCCUAAAUAACGCGAGCAAUAACGCGGGUCGGACCCUCCUCGAUCGCGAGUUUUCAGUGUGGGUGGGCGACUUGAGUCCUGACGUUGAUGAUUACAAUUUAUACCGCGUAUUUAGUUCCAAAUACAACACCAUCAAAACGGCGAAAGUAAUUUUAGACAGUAGCGGGUUUAGCAAAGGUUACGGAUUUGUUAGGUUCGGUUCUGAAGAUGAGAUGAAAGACAGCCUCGUUACAAUGAACGGGUACCUUGGUUUGGGCACGAAAGCUUUAAAAAUAUCAAAUGCUGUGCCUAAACCGAAGGGAGCACUAGGCGACGCGCCUACUGCGCAAAGUCCAACGUUGACCACCGCGACGUCUAGCGAUUAUAGUCAAUACUAUGAUCCAUCUUCUUAUUGGCAAAACUACGCGUCCUGGCAGACCCAAGGGUACUACGACCAAGGUCAAGGUCAAGGACAGGAUCAAGUGUACGGGGUGCAGCAGGACGGCAGCAAGAAAGAGGACGAACUGGAACUGAUUGAUCACUCGUUACCAUUGGACAUCGACAAAAUGAAUCGCGAGAAGAUCGACCAAGACUGUAACCUGUGGGAUGCCAUCGAGAGUUCCAAGUGGUUCCCAUAUGAGGUUAUGGAGAGCAUCGCGUAAAAAUGUAUUUUUGUUUGCUCUUUAUCAUUAUAAACUUGUUAGAUAUUAGAAAAUUAAAGUCAAUUGUGAAGUAAGGUUAGGUCUUAAUAGUACACAAGUUGUCCCAGAAAGUAUCGGAAGUUUAUUUCCCUUAAAAAUAGUGGCGGACAACCUGUAUAAUAUGAAACUACAUAGUUUCAAUAACCCCUUUAAGUGAGUCAUUA